AUGGAGCUGAAGGCAGCCGUCGGAUCGUUCAUCAAUCUCAAUGCCGUGAAGCGUGUGAAGUCAGCUUCCCAAUCUCCUCGUCCCACCUACCCCCCCACACCCCCCUUCCUCCUUUCCCUUUCCCCCCUUCCCCCUCCGCGCCCCUCCGCCCGUCCCUCCCCACCAAGUGCCGGCGAUGAUGGAGCUGAAGGCAGCACUGACGCCGUACAUCAACCUCACGUCGUGAGACUGCCGGCGAUGAUGGAGCUGAAGGCGGCACUGACGCCGUACAUCAACCUCACGUCGUGGACGGCGACGAACCCGUGCUCGUCGUGGUGGCUCAUCACGUGCUGGACCAACGGGCUCGUGCGCCGCAUGGACAUCAGCUCCAAGGCCAUCCAGGGCAACCUGCCCUCCGUCAUCGGCAACCUCACCAGCCUCGAUGAGUUUUUUGCCACCACGAAUUGGUUUAAGGGAUCCCUCCCCGACUCGUUCAGUCGACUCACAGCCAUCAGGAACCUGCAGCUGUUCAAGAACUACUUUGAGGGUCCCAUCCCCAGUUCAUGGGGCAACAUGAAGAACCUCGUGCAGCUGCACCUCAACCUCAACUACUUUUCCGGCGGGCUGCCCGACACCUUCUCGCAGCUGACCAACAUGCAAAAAUUCUAUGUGUCCAGCAACUUGCUCAACUCCUCCUUCCCCACCGUUGUGUGCACCAUGAAGAACCUGCGGGAGCUUCGCCUCAGCUACAACCACUUCACUGGCUCCGUGCCCUCCUGCCUCAGCCAGCUCUCCUACCUCUACUAUCUAUACAUCGACACCAAUAAGCUCACCGGCACUCUCCCUGCCACCAUCGGCGACCUUCCUGCCCUGCAGAACUUGUUCAUCAAUCAGAACAGCCUCAACGGCCCUCUGCCUCCCACCAUCACCAAGCUCACCAACCUGCGCAUCCUCUUCAUGAGCAGCAACCCCUACCUGGAUGGCCCUCUGCCAUCAGACCUGGGCAACAUGGUCAGCCUCACGGACUUCGUGAUGGAGUUUGCAGCCUUCAAUGGCACCAUGCCUGAUUCCAUCACCAAGCUCACUCGCCUCUCCCGCAUUCUGAUGGACAACUGUCGCUUCACGGGCUCCAUCCCACAGGGCAUCAGCAACCUCAAGGCGCUCACUGUGCUGUAUCUGGAGGGCAACCGCUUCCGUGGCAGCUUCCCCGCUGGCCUUCUCACUCUGCCCAAACUCAACCUGCUCAACCUACACGACAACCAGUUCUCGGGCCCACUCCCUUCAGGCUUCUUCAACGCCACCAUAGUGACCGCGGGGCAGAUCAACAUUCACCACAACUACUUCAACGGCCCUGCCACCGUCGUCGCCGGCAGCUCUCCCUUCUGCCCCAAGGACCAGACCCGCAACGGCAUCUUCUACCAGUCGUCCCUCGCAUACAACUGCAUCAAGUAUCCCGCCACCAGUGCAUGCGCGCUCGUGCCCAGGGUCGAGACCCAGCUUUCGCUCACCACUUGCCAGGCGUUCUGUGGCGCUGACGUGGCGCCGUGUGGUGGGCACGGCACGUGCUGGUUUGGGGUUGGGCGGAGUGUGUCGUGUGAUUGUGACCCGGGGUAUGUGCCCACCUUGGAUGGGCUGUCCUGUGUUGCGGACACCUCUGGCGUGGUGAAAUUCCAUCGCGAUCUGCCGGCGACGAAGCAGUACGCGUACGGCACGAGUCAGAAGACGGCGUCGUACCCCGGCCCCACCAUUGUGGCCAAGGUGGGCAUCGACACGACGGUCACGUGGGAGAACCAUCUGCUCGACAACACGCACAUGUUCACUGUCGAUCGCACGGUCAUGAUGGGCAUCAAACUCCCAAAGAAAGGCAUUCCCAUCGUCGCGCAUCGCCACGGCGGCUCUCAGCAGAGCUACUACGACGGCCACCCUCUCGCGUGGUUCACGCAGUACGGCGAGAAAGGCCCCACCUAUUAUUCCAAGAACUACAAGUACGUGAACGACGAGGCGUCGACGGUGUGGUACCACGACCACAUGGCGGGCAUGACGCGGCUGAACGUGGCGGCGGGCAUGGCGGGGCUGUUCAUCAUCACGGACCCAAAGGUCGAGUCCAAGUACACCUGGCUUCCUCCUCCCAGCCGUACGAUCCCGCUCGCCAUCGCAGAUCGGCUGUUUUUCGCCAACGGGUCGAUCAAUUAUCCGAACGUGGGCAUUGUGCCGAAGGUGCAUCCCAACUGGAUUCCCGAGUACCUCGGCAACACCAACAUGGUCAACGGCGUGGUCUGGCCGUACCUCAAGGUUCGCCCGGCGCUUUACCGUUUCAAGGUGCUGGGCGCGUCGAACGCGCGCUUCUACGAUCUGAAAUUCGUUUGCGCGCAGCGCGGCGAUUAUCCCAACUUCGUACCCCCUCUCACGGGCAAGGUCCUUCAGAUGAUCGAGAUCGCUAGCGACGGUGGUUACCAAGAGAAGCCCGUGUACAUGAAUUCGCUGCUCCUCACCCCCGGUGCGCGCCAUGAUAUUCUCGUGGAUUUCUCCAACCUCCCGUCGUCUUGCAAAGACGUCAUCCUCCAAAAUACCGCGCGUGCGCCUUACCCGGGCGGUAUUGCCGCUGACCGCGACACCGGACUUGUCAUGCGCAUCGUGAUCACCAACCGUGGACGUUUCCCCGCCCCUAAAAUCCCCAACCGAAUUUCGUACGUUCCUAGGAUCGACUUCAGGGACGUUCAGAGGGUGCGAUGGCACCGCCUGGUGGAAGAAAUGGAUCCAAAAACGAACCUCCCCAUCCGCGUCACCAUCGACAACUUAGGGUUUAUGGACCCUGUCAGGGACUACCCGAAGCAAGGCACGAACGAGAUCUGGCACAUCAUCAACCUCUCGGCCGACGCGCAUCCGUUCCACAUCCAUUUGAUUGACCACCGUCCGAUCGCCCGCCGCGCGUUUGACGUGGCGGGUUUCCAGGCUGGCAGGUGCUCGUUCCGCAAAUCGGAUAAGAAGCCCGCGUGCUGGACGAGCGGAAGAAUCCCCGUUGAUCCGAUCGAGAGGGGGUGGAAGGACACGACACCUGCGUAUCCCGGUCAGGUGCUCACACUGUGGGCUGGGUGGAAGGAUAACAACGGAAGGCCGCUUCAGUUUGAUGCGUCUGUCGGGCCUGGGUAUGUGUAUCAUUGCCACAUGCUGGAUCACGAGGACAACGACAUGAUGCGGCCGUUCAAGAUUGUGCCGAAUGGUCGCACUGAAUGA
Molecule: messenger RNA, 3213 nt
Organism: Closterium sp. NIES-65
Lineage: Eukaryota; Viridiplantae; Streptophyta; Zygnematophyceae; Desmidiales; Closteriaceae
Source: the annotation of a GenBank genome assembly